AUGGGGCAGAAAGUCCCUGGUGGCAUCAAAACCAUUGACAUGCGGGACCCGGCUUUCAGCCCUCUGAAGCUGGAGCUGCAGGCGUUGAACCACACCAAACCUGCGCGGCUGGACCUGUUGCUGGACAUGCCCCCUGCCGGCCCUGACCUCCAGAUGCAGCACUCCUGGAACAAUGACGAUCGCUCCAGAAACAUCUUUGUGAAGGAUGACAACAAGCUGGUUUUUCACAGGCAUCCUGUGGCCCAGAGCACAGACGCCAUCAGGGGCCGUGUGGGCUACACCAGAGGACUGCAUGUUUGGGAGAUCAGCUGGGCCAUGAGACAGAGGGGUACGCAUGCUGUGGUGGGUGUGGCCACCAGUGAAGCCCCUCUGCACUCUAUGGGCUAUACGGCUUUAGUCGGGAGCAAUACAGAGUCCUGGGGAUGGGACCUAUGCCGCAGUAAACUUUAUCAUGACGGCAAGAACCAUCCAGGUAAAACGUACCCAAGUUUUCUAGAGCCCGACGAGACUUUCAUUGUUCCUGACUCUCUUCUUGUGGUGCUGGACAUGGACGAGGGCACCCUGGGUUACAUCGUGGAUGGACACUACUUGGGUGUGGCCUUCAGAGGACUUAAGGGCCGCAAGCUCUAUCCCGUAGUCAGCGCUGUAUGGGGCCACUGUGAAAUACGCAUCCGGUACAUCAACGGACUUGACCCGGAGCCCCUGUCCCUGAUGGACCUAUCCCGCCGCUCUGUGAGAGUGGCUUUAGGAAAAGAACGCCUCCCAGAGAUCCACAGACUGCCGUUACCGGCUGCCCUCAAGAACUACCUGCUCUACCAAUGA
Messenger RNA from Knipowitschia caucasica, 822 nucleotides. The record is from the annotation of a GenBank genome assembly. NCBI's taxonomy places the organism in Eukaryota, Metazoa, Chordata, Actinopteri, Gobiiformes, Gobiidae.